AUGCACGCGGUGACGUUUGCCCAUAACACUUCAGCAAACAGGACCACCGGGACAUCACCGCACGAACUGGUUUUCAAACAACAAGCGAGACGACCGGAAGCAUUCUUCUUACUUGAAGAUUCUGCCGGCUCAGAUGAAGAAUGGAGACCCGAAGACCUGAAACGGGGUGGAGUCGCAGCCUCAGGCUCGAUCUGA
Messenger RNA from Paramuricea clavata, 195 nucleotides. Lineage: Eukaryota; Metazoa; Cnidaria; Anthozoa; Malacalcyonacea; Plexauridae. The record is from the annotation of a GenBank genome assembly.